This is a messenger RNA of Dufourea novaeangliae, 1669 nucleotides long. Its product is annotated as type 1 phosphatidylinositol 4,5-bisphosphate 4-phosphatase. The record is from RefSeq and is a predicted model, not a curated record. Gene Ontology annotation, molecular function: phosphatidylinositol-4,5-bisphosphate 4-phosphatase activity. The transcript has 6 exons. Lineage: Eukaryota; Metazoa; Arthropoda; Insecta; Hymenoptera; Halictidae. Gene Ontology annotation, biological process: phosphatidylinositol dephosphorylation. The coding region runs from base 310 to 1080 and encodes 256 amino acids. Gene Ontology annotation, cellular component: plasma membrane; phagocytic vesicle membrane; late endosome membrane.
UUCUCUCUUCUGUAACUUGCAAAUCUUCCGUACGAUCUUCAAAGCUUCAUAAAGGUUUCAUAAGUUUGUCGCUGAAAUUUUCAUUGACGCUAAUAUCACCGUCUACUAGUCGGUGAUUAGAGGUCCCCGAUGUAUUAAUUCACUAUAUAUCGGCUGUUAGAUAGGGUUUCCAUUCUAUAAACAGACAGUACCGCGGUGGGUGUCAGAAAAAUUUGUAUUUUGUCAUCCUUGUCAUCGGAGCACCGGGAGUACUGUCAAACAAUACUUAACUAAAUUGUUGUCGUUAAGGGGGCCGAUUAACAGCUCGACAUGGGAGACGGCAAAGUGGGCGAACGACAGCCGUUGUUAAAAAAUGAAAAUGUUACCUACAGUUCACGCAGCACCGAUGUCAUAGCUGCCUCAGAUGAAACAUUGUCAACUGUCAACACAGUAUCCACAAUAGGUCCUGAUGAACUACCUCCUUCGUAUCAGUCGAUUCAUCCAGAUGGUCUGCCUAUGGUCACUUGUAGAGUUUGUCAGGCUAUGAUAGAUAUAUCUACUAAAAGAGAUCAACAUGUUGUCAAAUGUUUGCAGUGCAACGAGGCUACUCCCAUACGAAGUGCACCACCAGGAAAGAAAUAUGUUCGUUGUCCAUGCAAUUGUUUGUUAAUAUGUAAAAGCUCCUCACAACGUAUUGCUUGUCCAAGGCCAAAUUGUAAACGUAUCAUUAACCUUGCUCCGAGUCCAAUCACACCACCUGUUCUUUCUAUGCCUGGAAUGUGCAGAGUAUGCUGUGCUCAUUGUCAUGACACAUUUUUGUUUAACACAUUGAAUAAUGCUUUGGCCCGAUGUCCACAUUGUCGAAAAAUAUCUUCGGUUGGUUCAGACUUUGCUAGAGGUCGAAGCAUUGCAUUUGUUAUUCUGGGAAUAAUAGCCUUAAUAAUUGCAGUAGCUGUGACUGUCGGAACUUAUACACAUGCAAAAUCUAAGGGUGGAAUUUAUGUAGCUUAUGUUGGUGCAUUUCUAUUCGCACUUUUGUGUCUGGGACGAAGCAUUUAUUAUUUCACAAUGAAAAUUAGUUUAAUAGAGGGUCCCAUGUAGUCCGCCAAAUGACAAUCAACAGCUAAUACUCUGAAACCGAUUCCUCUAACAUCUAUGUCGUAUAAUAAUAUAUUUAGAUCAAAUGUUUAUAGUAAUGACAAAAACAUAUAAGUCCUGCUAGGACAUGACCGGUAGUUGUAUACAUUCUACACAUGCAGUUGCGAGUUUGUACCCACAACAGCGCUCUCGUCGAAACAUUCUCGCAUGUGCAUAUACAGAUGUACAUGUUACGGACAAUGAGAACGUGUAUUUGGUGUAUGUAUACUAGAUGAAAAUGGGGGGGUGUCCAUUUUAAACAAGAAGGAUUGUUCCUCUGCACUUUUAUAUAUAAAAGCAUAGGACCAAUGCAACAACCCCAUUAAAUUGUUUUCAUAUUUGCAGUAAAGUAUACUAUACAUGCUUUCUACAUCUACCAUAAACAUAUAAAAUGCACACAGGUAUAAUCGUAAAUAAAAGAAAAAGAACAAAAAACAUUCUCGCAUCAACAUUAUUCCAAUUACGAGCAACAAUACAUACGGCUGCGUAAAUUGCGUUUCUAAUAAUGUACUUGCAUUGUCGUUAAAGAAUCAUUCAUAAACCAGUAUCUUUA